Messenger RNA from Moesziomyces antarcticus, 498 nucleotides. Its product is annotated as NDUFb8, NADH dehydrogenase 19kDa subunit. Lineage: Eukaryota; Fungi; Basidiomycota; Ustilaginomycetes; Ustilaginales; Ustilaginaceae. The coding region runs from base 1 to 498 and encodes 165 amino acids. Gene Ontology annotation, cellular component: mitochondrion. The transcript has 3 exons. The record is from RefSeq and is a predicted model, not a curated record.
AUGUCUCUGCUACGAACGACUGUGGCUGGUGCCUCGCGCUCCAGUGCCGUGCUUCGCACAACCUCGGCCUCCGUGCGCCACCUCUCGACGUCCAGGGUCAAUGCCGCGGCUCGCGACGCCAAGGAUCCUCAGCUGGGCGACUACCCGGACCUGCCGUUUGUCAGCCUGCAGCAGCGCAAAUACUCGCCCAAGUGGUGGGACACACAAGAAAAGCGAAACUUUGGCGAGACGCUUCACGAGCAAGACGAUGUGCUUUCCGUCUGGGCGCCUGACGUACACGCCGUGCCCGCCAGCUCGGCACUCCGCCAAUUCAUCGUUGCCAUCGGCGUCGUCGGCGUGUUUGGCUCCAUCGUCUACGCUGCCACGCCCGAAAAGCCCGCACUCCCAAGGACCUACCCGCGAGACGGCCUCGCCGCCGAACUUGGAGGCGAGCAAGUUGCAGCUCCUAAGGAAGGCGCCUUCAGCGGAGAGGACGAGGAGGACGACGACGACGAAUAG